This is a messenger RNA of Paramecium pentaurelia, 526 nucleotides long. The record is from the annotation of a GenBank genome assembly. NCBI's taxonomy places the organism in Eukaryota, Ciliophora, Oligohymenophorea, Peniculida, Parameciidae.
AUGCCUGCAGUUAUGUAUUCAUUGCUUCAAUACAAGCAUAUAGUCCAUUAAUUUAUGAACUAUUUUGCUAAAUCAAUUUAAUGGUAAGCAUAUUUGCUGGAACUAGUUUAGUCACUUAAAAUCUUACAUUCUGUUCUUAUUGAAGAAUAACUUUGAGGGAAUAGCAAGAAAAAAAUUACCUCUCAUACUUAAUGCUAUUUCAUGGUUUACAAUGAUUUCUGAAACUUUGAUAACAAAAUUUUUUCAUUAACAUGGAUUGUCAUUAUUGGCAAUUAUAGAUUAAAGUAUAAUCCUGGAUUUGAUUUGGGUGGGUAAAUUUUUGUAAGUACUCUCCUGUCAGUUUAUAUAACGGUAUCUAUCAAGAAAGGCUCUUUCUUAGAAUCAAGGAUAUCUAAAUUUGAUAGGACAAGUACUCAAAAUUAUUCUUCAUAUAUAAUAUCUUAAUUUUGUAGAUAAUUAACUCAAGCAAUAAGAUAUAUCUUAGUUAGACUUAAUUGCUCGAUAUUCAAAAAUGAAUUACAAUUGA